UAUACAGGGGAAUGGAUCAAUAGUUUUCCUCGAAGAGCCUGAUGGUUUAAACAUGCUAACCUUUGACAUACUCAUGAGGUGGGAAAAACCCGGAAAAGUUCAACUCUCAACUGGAAACAUUUCGGGUAUACUUGGACAAUGGAACAGCCUUGAAUUAGAAUGUUCCGUUGAAGGAUGUGAUUCUACUUCCUGUUGCGAUGUCAUUUCCUGUCCAGAUUUCCAUAUACUUAAACAAGGUAGUUGCGUUUAUAAUGGUGUACUUGUUGAGGUCCAAUAUGAAAUGAACCUUUUAAUGUCAGCUGAAACCUACCAGACACUUAGUGUUAGAUUUGAAGAACACCGAAUUCUCGCAAGCUUUGAUGAUGUGUUACCGAUUUAUGGUGCGACAAAUUUGGAAGGCGAAUGUAAGGAGCUGGUUUCAUUUGGUGUGACGAGAAUAACUUGUAACUAUGUAUUCUUGGUGACAUAUAAAGUUCCAUGUCACCAAUUUGGACUCAUGAACAUUAACUGUCAGGAAAACAGUACCCGACUGCAGCAGAUAAUAGAGGGCGCUAUAGAACAUGUGGAGGCAUACUUCCUGCAGGACAUGGUGGCUGUUUCGACAACAAACUGGUUCAUAGUUAAAGUGGUUGACAAAUCGCAAGAUCAACAGAUAUCAAGAAAUGUUUCUGGGGAUGCUACACGAAAGAAACUUCAAUUUUGGAUGUGUUCUUGUUGGUUGGCUCUGAGUAUGACCCUCAAAUAAAAUUCUGCAUGAAAAAAAUCAGGCACAUAAUAAGCCUUAUGUAAAAUUUUCACAAAUAUUUUGUGUUGUUGGAAUAUGACCUGUAGCGACCCCCCCCCCCCCCGGCCAAAAAUCUAUAAAAAUCAUGUAGAUUUUCACUUUUCUGAGCACUUUUCAAGGGAUUUUUGCCAUUUUUGGGCCAGAGUUGUCAGAAGCAUUCCCCCCCUGGAAUUUCUUAAAAAGUGAACCCCCUAGGCAAAUCCUGGCUCGGGCCUGGUAAAUGUUUGUAUAUUACAUGGGUCCUAGCUUAUGAAAUAUUUUCUAAGCAACAGGACAAUUUUAUCAGAUUUAGACUGAACGUUUGAAUAACUGGAAUUUAGCGCAAUAAACUAUUUCCUAACUGAAUGAACAUUAUACUACAAGUGCUUUUAAUCAGAUUAAGACAUCUUGGAAUGCCGCGUGUAGUGUAAAUAGGACUAAUAUUAUUCAUAUUUUGACUGCUGAGGAAGCUUGAACACAACCAAAACAUUCCUAAUGACCGUCUUUCAACGAAAAACUUGGUCCAAAAAGAACCUUAUUGAAAUAUUUUUACUACAACAAUAUGUCACCACAAUUAGUCUUCAUAUGUAUAUUGCUCCACUGCAAGAGUAUCGCGUUUGAAUAAUGGCUACCAAUUUUCCCUGUUUUAGACUCUUUAGCCCUUUUACCUCUCAAGUAGAACACUACUUUGAGGAAUCAAAGUCAUUCCCUGAAUACAGGUUCUACUGAGCUUACCUUUCUUAUAUGUAGUUACUUACUUGGUUAAAAAAAUGACUUGAGUUAAAAGUAAGGACUGUUUCCAUGGAUACUCCAUUGACCACUAAAAUAUCGAAGGCACUGCAUACACCCUGGAGCAAAAAGAUCAAUAUU
Molecule: messenger RNA, 1633 nt
Organism: Owenia fusiformis
Lineage: Eukaryota; Metazoa; Annelida; Polychaeta; Sabellida; Oweniidae
Source: the annotation of a GenBank genome assembly